Molecule: messenger RNA, 2682 nt
Organism: Prunus armeniaca (apricot)
Lineage: Eukaryota; Viridiplantae; Streptophyta; Magnoliopsida; Rosales; Rosaceae
Source: the annotation of a GenBank genome assembly
AUGUCUGAGAGCUUUACAUCCUUUCAUACUCUGCAACUCCAAGAGAGAAGGAAGCGGGUUCAAAGGCAACACAAGGUGAAGGAGAGAUAUGAUGAGGAAGAAGAUCAAGAGCAGCUUGAUGAUAUGGGCAUAGCAACCGUACCGCCACUUCUUCCAACACCACCAUCAAUCUUCUCAAGCUCAUCAUCAAAAGGUCAUCACCACCACUCAAUUAUUGAUUCAGAAAGCUACUCCAAUUCUCCUAAUUCUAUGUCCCAAGACUAUCACCACCAAGGCAUCUUCACCUUCUCCAAUGGCUUCGAGAGAUCGGCUAUGACAACCCACCAAGAGCAGCAACAGCAGCAGCAACACCACUUGGCCCAACAGAUCCGGAGAGAAAAGCUGAGGGUGCAAGGCUUCGAAACCCCGCCCCCUCCACCAUUGGUUGGCCUAGACGAAGAAGAAUCCGGAGGCCUUCCGGUGUAUGAAACCGCGGGCAUGUUGUCCGAGAUGUUCAAUUACCCCCCAGGUGGCGGCCCUGCUGGAGCCGCCGAACUGCUGGAGCAUCCGAUGGCUCAGGCCUAUCGGAUGGCUCGGCAGCAGCAGGAGCCUGUGUCUGGUGCGGCCGAGUGGUACGGAAGCAGAGUGGUGGGGGGUGGAUUGGGAGCAUUGGGAGAUUCAAAAAAUCACAAUAGCCGCGACAGUAUUCAGCAUCAUCAUCAACAGCAGCAUCAGAUUUCAACAAUUAAUGCGGACUCAGCAGCAGCCAUGCAGCUUUUUCUUAUGAACCCAUCACAACCAAGAUCGCCUUCUCCUCCAGCUCACACAACUUCUUCCACCCUCCACAUGUUGCUUCCAAACCCAUCAUCCACUACCAACUCACUCCAAGGCUUUGCUACUCCAUCUGGAGGAGGAGGGGCUUUUGGUCAAUUCACAUGGGUUCCUGAGAGUCAUCAUGGACAUGAUGGAGGCAAUCCCACCGGCGGUGCCGGUGAAAUUGGAGGGGUUGUGGAAGGCCAAGGCCUUUCAUUAUCUCUAUCAACUUCAUUGCAGCACUUGGAGGCAGCCAAAGCUGAGGAAUUCAGGAUGGGAUCAGAUAGUGCAGGUGGGUUACUAUAUUACAACAAUCAAGGAGAUCAUCAAGGCUCAACCAAUCAGUACAAGAAUUUAGGAGCUCAUCAUCAUCAUCAACAUCAUCAAAGCCAGCAGCAGCAACAGCAGGCAUUGCACAGUUUGCAGCAAGGAGGGGUUGUGGGAGGACAUGUUGGGUUUGGGUCAUCAUCAGGAUCAGCCUCAUCAUUUGGAGUUGUGAAUGUGUUGAGGAAUUCCAAGUAUGUGAAGGCAGCCCAAGAACUGUUGGAAGAGUUUUGCAGUGUAGGGAGGGGUCAGCUCAAGAAGAACAAGUUUGGUGGGACUGGUGGUAGGCAUAACUCCACAAACCCUAGUUCCAAUCCAGCUGGCAGUGGUGGUGGUGGUGGUGCCUCUUCAUCUUCAUCAAAGGAUGUGCCUCCUUUGUCAGCCGCUGAUAGGAUUGAACACCAAAGAAGGAAGGUGGACCGUAGGUACAACCACUACUGUGAGCAAAUGCAAAUGGUGGUGAACGCAUUCGAUCUGGUGAUGGGUUUCGGGGCGGCGGUGCCGUACACAGCCCUAGCGCAGAAGGCCAUGUCACGGCAUUUCCGGUGCCUAAAGGAUGCGAUAACGGCACAGUUGAAGCACAGCUGUGAGUUACUGGGAGAAAAAGAUGGUGCGGGGACCUCAGGAAUAACAAAAGGAGAAACGCCAAGGUUGAAGAUGCUAGAGCAAAGCCUAAGGCAGCAAAGAGCAUUUCAUCAAAUGGGCAUGAUGGAACAAGAAGCUUGGAGGCCCCAACGAGGCUUGCCCGAACGCUCUGUCAACAUCUUGAGGGCCUGGCUUUUUGAGCAUUUUCUUCACCCGUACCCAAGCGAUGCUGAUAAGCAUCUGUUGGCACGACAGACUGGUCUAUCGAGAAAUCAGGUCUCAAAUUGGUUCAUAAAUGCUAGGGUUCGAUUGUGGAAACCCAUGGUGGAAGAGAUGUACCAGCAAGAAACCAAUGAAGAAGUUGGGGGUGCAGCAGCAGCAGCAGCUGAUCAUCAUCAUCAAGAUCAGAGAGAACGUAACAACCAAAACCAAAAUAGUAGUGGCCUCAAUGCACAAACUCCAACGCCUACAACGACAGCUGCCACAACAACAACGACAACGACGCCAACAACAACACCAACGACAACAAAUUCGCCAACAGGCAAAAGAUCCGAAAUCAAUGCCUCCGAAAACGACCCUUCACUCAUCACAAUCAAUAGGCAGCAGCAGCAGCUGCAGCACCACUUGCAACAGCCCAUGAUGGCCACCACCACCGCAAGCGCGGUGGCGCUGCCUGCAUCGCAAUGUUUCGCCACCACAUCAACCACUGCAAAUGAUAGGCUGGCUUCCGAGGACACAUGUCGCCGAGGCAGCAUGGUGGCAGCGGAUUACGGGACCACCUCGGGUAAUGCACAUAUUGCAGCUCAUGAUCAUCAAAGUAGUAGUAAUAUUGGGUCUUCUACUACGCUUAUAAGCUUUGGGACCACCACGGCAGCUGGUGACGUGUCACUCACUCUAGGGCUUCGCCAUGCUGGUGGUGGAAACAAUAUGCCCGAGAAGAAUCCUUCUUCUUUCUCCAUUAGAGACUUCGGGGGCUGUUAA